Messenger RNA from Thrips palmi, 4138 nucleotides. Its product is annotated as NPC intracellular cholesterol transporter 1 homolog 1b-like. Gene Ontology annotation, cellular component: membrane. The record is from RefSeq and is a predicted model, not a curated record. The coding region runs from base 110 to 3991 and encodes 1293 amino acids. Gene Ontology annotation, molecular function: lipid carrier activity. Lineage: Eukaryota; Metazoa; Arthropoda; Insecta; Thysanoptera; Thripidae. The transcript is spliced from 21 exons.
CUUAUCGAGUUUGGUGGGACCGUCCGUGGCAGCGCGUCGCGCCGCUCCUCGUCCUAGACGGUGGUCAGGAGCGCGAGCUGACGGAGCCCCGCGACCACCCGCGACGAUCAUGGCGUCCCCGACGGCCAUCCUGGGCGCCGCCAUCAUCCUCUGCACGCUCACGGCGCGGGUGACUGCCGACACGGGCAAGUGCGUCUGGUAUGACGAGUGCAACGUGAACGAGAAGGGCUUCAAGCAGAACUGCGUGUACUCCGGCCCGCCAAAGAAAAUGACCAGCGCCGCCGGCAUAGAACGACUUCGAGCGGACUGUCCGAACUUGUUCGAUGAAAAUGGCGACGCCUACGUGUGCUGCAGCGAGGCGCAGGUCGAGACGAUGCACGCCAACCUCCUGAAGGCGGCGGGCAUCUACAGCCGCUGCCCGUCCUGCUUCCGAAACUUCUUCAACAUCUUCUGCGAGAUGACGUGCUCGCCGACCCAGUCGGAGUUCCUGGAGCCCGUGCAGACCAAAACAAACGCGGACGGGAACAAGUACGUCACUGAACUGAAUUUCUACACGACCCAGGACAGCAUGGACAACGUGUUCGACUCGUGCAAGGGCGUCAUCAUGCCCCAGAGCGGCAAGUACGCCACGGACAUCGCCUGCGGCGCGUACGACGCCUCGACCUGCACCACCGAGAGGUGGUUCAAAUACAUGGGCGAGGACAACCCGUUCUCCCCGUUCGUCAUCAAGUUCCUGACGACGCGCGGCACUUUCGACGACAUGUCCAACAGGGUCAUCCCCACGGUCCGCUGCAACGAGAGUGCUGAUGCGUCCUCCGAGCCCUGCUCCUGCGUGGACUGCCCCAUCAGCUGCCCCAGCGACGACGCCUCCGUGUUCAAGCCGCGCAAGUCCAUCUUCAUCGACGUCCUCGGCAUCGACAUCUUCGUCUUCAGCGCCGUGCUGGGCUACCUCGUGAUCCUGGUGGGGACUGCGGUGUUCGUGCGCUUGAAGAUCCUCCGCAGGCGGAAGCAGCAAUCGGAGGCCGCGGCGGACGCCUACUUCAUCCCCGACCCCCCGGUCCAGAACAUGAAGCCGAGCCGGCUGGAGCAGUGGGGCUACAAGUGGGAGGUCAUGGUGGAGAACGGAUUCAGAAGACUCGGAUUUGUGUGCGCCUCCUACCCGGUCGUCGUGUUCUUCGUGGCGUCCUGGCUGCUGGCCGUGCUCAUCUACCAGGCCGGCAACAUCGAGCUCGUGUCCAACCCGGUGCAGCUGUGGGCGUCGCCCACGUCGCAGAGCAGAAAGGAGAAGGACUACUUCGACGCACACUUCGGCCCGUUCUACCGGCCGGCGCAGAUCUUCAUCAAGGCGGUCAACCUCCCCGAGAUCACCCACGAGAUGCCCCAAGGGAAUGUCUCCUUCGGCCCGGUGUUCAGUAAGGACUUCCUUCUUCAAGUGCGGGAGCUGCAAAUGGCGAUCCAGGACCUCGGCAGGGAGGAGGGCCUGCCCUUGGAGCAGGUCUGCUUCGCGCCGCUGCAGAACGACUUCACGGGCCCCGUCACCGUGGACAAGUGCACCAUCCAGACGAUCUGGGGCUACUUCCAAAACUCGCUCGAGAAAUUCAACAAAGAGGGCGAGAAGAACGGGCUGAAAACCAACUACCUGAACGUGAUCUACGACUGCCUGCAGAACUCGUACGACCCGUCGUGCCUGGCGCCCUACGGCGGCCCCGCCGAGAACCUGCUCGUCGUCGGCGGCUUCCUGGACGACGCCAACAAGACCAUGGUGCAGUCCAACGCGCUCGUGAUGAACUUCAUCCUCAACAACCACGUCAAGGAGGAGGACAACAAGCCCGCCAUGGAGUGGGAGCAGAAGUUGAUCGACUUCCUCCAGGACUGGGAGAAGACGAAGAAGCCCGACUACAUGGACAUCGCCUUCAUGGUGGAGCGGUCCAUCCAGGACGAGAUACAGAGGGUGUCCGUGACCUCUACCGGCACCAUCCUCAUCUCCUACGGGUGCAUGUUCUUGUACGUGGCCCUCGCCUUGGGACGCAUCACCACCUGGAAAAGGCUCUUGGUGGACAGCAAGAUCAUCGUGGCGGUGUGUGGCGUCGCCUCCGUGGGGCUGUCGGUGCUGGCCGCCAUGGGCUGGUUCGCCUACCUCAAGUACCCCGCCAUCCUGCUCACCCUGGAGGCGGUGCCGUUCCUGGUGCUGGCCGUGGGCGUGGACAACCUGUUCAUCGUGGUGGGCUGGCACGAGCGGCUGCUGGACCUGGACAACAACCCCAAGGCCAAGCCCAGCGUGGCCAGGGUGGCCGCCACACUCGGCCACGCCGGGCCGUCCAUGCUGCUGUCCACGCUGGCCGAGGAGGGCUGCUUCCUGAUUGGCUCCCUGUCCGAUAUGCCGGCCGUCAAGUCGUUCGCGCUGCUGUCCGCCGUGGCGCUGCUCAUCAACUUCGUGCUGCAGGUCACGGUGCUGGUGGCCGUGCUGGCGCUGCACGAGCGACGCCUGCUGUCCGGCCGCCUGGACGUGCUGUGCUGCAUGACCGUCGAGGCCGCGCCGCCGGGCAAGAGCGGCCGCUUCGUGGAGCGCCUGUUCCAGUCCAAGCUGGCCCCCUUCCUGAUGCGGCGCUGGGUGCGCGUCGCCGUGCCACUAGUGUUCAUCGGGUUGGUGUUCGCCACCCUGCCCUGCUUGCCACGCGAGAACAUCGGCCUGGACCAGUCGCUCGCCAUGACCAAGGACUCGUACGUCUUCAAGUACUUCCAGUUCUUGAAGGAGGUGCUCUCGAUCGGGCCGCCCGUGUACUUCGUUGUGACGAAGGGCCUCAACUACACCAUUCCCGAGCACCAGAACCUCAUCUGCGGAGGCAUAGGUUGCCGCUCGGACUCCCUAGCCACGGCGAUCACCGCCGCGUCCAAGACCCCCGAGUGGUCGCACAUCGCCAGGCCGGCGUCAUCGUGGAUAGACGACCUCUUCGACUGGACGACGCUUGAAACUUGCUGCAAAGUGUUCGCCAACAAUGGCUCAUUCUGCCCGCAUGACCGCAAGAGCCCCGUGUGCAACAGCUGCCAGGUCGCCGUCGAUGGCGCCAACAAGAGGCCUUCCGCCGCCGCCAUCCGGAAGUUCCUGCCAGGCUUCCUCAUGGACAUCCCGGACACGGACUGCGCCAAGGGUGGCGUGGCGUCCUACGCCUCGGGCGUCAACUACGUCCUGGGCGACUCGGGGAUGUCGGAGGUCGGCGACUCGUACUUCAUGGGCUACCACACGCGCGUGCGCACCUCCCCGGACUACUAUGAAGGCAUCCGGGCGGCGCGCAAGAUCACGGACGCCAUGGAGAAGAAGAUCAACUCGGAGCUGCAGCUGGAGGAGCACGUCAGGGUGUUCCCGUACAGCGUGUUCUACGUGUACUACGAGCAGUACCUGGCCAUCGUGUGGACCAUGACGGGGUCGCUGAUCCAGUCCCUGUUGCUGCUCUUCUUCAUUAUGACCCUCCUGAACGGCUUCGACCUGGUGGCCUCCUCCAUCGUCGGCGGCAUCGUCGUCGCCAUCCUGCUGGAGAUGGUGGCCGUCAUGUACCUGUGGGACGUCGAGCUGAACGCCCUGUCCUCCGUCAACCUGGUCGUGGCCAUGGGCAUCGCCGUCGAGUUCAACUCGCACGUCAUGCACGCCUUCCAGAAGUCCACGGCGCCGACGCGCGUCGCCCGCGCCCAGGAGGCCCUCGUGGAAACGGGCAGCUCGAUCUUCUCCGGCAUUUUCCUCACCAAGUUCUCUGGGAUCCUGGUCCUCGCCUUCGCCCCGGUGCAGGUCAUGCAGGUCUACUACUUCAGGAUGUACCUCAUGAUGGUCAUCCUCGGUGCGCUGCACGGCCUCGUUCUCCUGCCAGUCGUUUUGAGCUUCAUCGGCCCCAGAGUGAACCGCGCCCGACUGCAAGACUUGGCCAACAGACAACAGCGAGACGCGCUUCUCGACGGCAGCGAGGGCCCGUCCACUUCCGAAAGUUCCCGCAGCCAGUAGUUUUGUCAUUUUCUCCUUAAAGAAAAUUGUGAUAGAUGUUCUGCCUACCCUAUUAAAAUGACAGUGUAGAUGCAGAAUGAGAAUGCUGUGAUAAUCCCGUAGGAUACAUGAGUAAAGAAAUAAAUAGUUUUGUAACAAAAAGGAAAA